CAUGGCGGUGACGAGCUGAAGCUACCGGGGUAAAAUCAGGAAGAGAAAGCAAGCGCAGCUGGGUUAACGCUGACAUUUAAGCAGAUCAGUGGAGUUUCCCGGGGAGGACGGAGCGGACCUCCUUCCUUUGUCGACUUCCAACGGAGCUACUGACGGACUUGCCCACCCCUUCCAGUUUGUGAGUUUUUUUCCCUUCUGCCAGGCGCGCUACCUGUCAAGUGUCUGGACUCGGUGACAACAGCAACUUCCAACCGCUGUACGGGGGAUAUUAAACUCACCGUAUACUCGUUUACCGUUUGACCGGGCAGAGGAGGGAACAGCUCCGCUUCACCUGCUUCCCUCCUCGUUACCUGCAGCACACUUCCCCACGGCUUUCAGCAGCAUUAAUCCAUCCGUCUGCUAUCAAGUUACGGACCUGGGGGAGAGGAGUAGUUCACUGUGGAGUGAAGCGGUGACAAUUGUGUCAACGGCUGAGAAACACUCUUUGCUCACUUUCGAGGCUCAUUUGCUCAACUGUUUUGGAUGGGGAGGGAGACGUUUUGCUUGUGUGCCUGUAGACUGUCAACAACUCAGCUGAAGGGGAGAUAGAUUUCCCCCCUCUUUUUCUCCUCCCAACCAUCAGCUGCACUGUCACCAUAGGAGGUGAACAGGUGCCUUACCUGUGAACGCCACCUGUCCCCGUCCUUCCUUAGCAAAUGGCUAGCGAGGAGACAGCAGGUGAUGGAAAGGACGGGAUAUCAGGCGCCAUGGCGCUCAACCCCGGAGUGCCUAUCAGGGGGAUAAGGAUGAAAUUUGCCGUGCUUGCUGGCCUGGUGGAAGUUGGGGAAGUUUCCAACCGAGACAUUGUGGAGACGGUGUUCAACCUGCUGGUUGGCGGCCAGUUUGACCUGGAGAUGAACUUUAUCAUCCAGGAACCGGAGAGCAUCGUGUGCAUGGUGGAGCUGUUGGACAAGUGCGAGCCCACCUGUCAGGCCGAGGUCUGGAGCAUCUUCACCGCCAUCCUCAAGAAGAGCGUCCGCAACUUGCAGGCGUGCACCGAUGUGGGGCUCAUCCAGCAGGUGGUCCAGCGUAUAUCCACCACCGACAGCAUGAUCGCAGACCUUCUGGUGGACAUGUUGGGCGUGCUUGCCAGCUACAGCAUCACAGUCAAAGAGCUGAAGCUUUUCUUCAGCAAACUGCAAGGGGAGAAAGGCCAGUGGCCUCGUCAUGCGGUGAAGCUUUUGUCAGUGCUGAAGUACAUGGCUCACAGGAAUGGCCCAGACUCCUUCUUCAGCUUUCCAGGGAAAAAUGCAGCCGCUAUAGCUCUGCCUCCCAUAGCAAAAUGGCCAUACCAGAAUGGGUUUACAUUCCACACAUGGCUCCGCAUGGAUCCUCUCAACAACAUAAAUGUAGACAAAGACAAGCCUUACCUGUACUGCUUCCGCACCAGCAAAGGCCUAGGUUACUCAGCACACUUUGUGGGCGGCUGUUUGAUAGUGACCUCAUUAAAAUCCAAGGGGAAAGGAUUCCAGCACUGUGUGAAGUACGACUUCAAACCACAGAAGUGGUACAUGGUAACUCUUGUUCACAUCUACAAUCGCUGGAAAAACAGUGAAAUUAGCUGCUACGUGAACGGGGAACUGGCUUCCUUCGGAGACAUCGCCUGGUUCGUCAACACCAGCGACACAUUUGACAAGUGUUUCCUGGGAUCGUCGGAGACGGCAGACGCCAACCGUGUGUUCUGUGGACAGAUGGGGGCAGUUUACCUGUUUGGAGAAGCUCUCAGUGCUGCUCAGAUCCUGGCUAUCUAUCAGCUGGGUCCAGGUUACCAGGGCACAUUCAAGCACAAGGCUGAAAGUGACUUGCUGUUUGCGGAGCAUCAUAAGACCUUACUGUAUGAUGGCAAGCUGUCCUCUAGUAUUGCCUUCACUUAUAACCCUCGAGCCACAGAUGCCCAGCUCUGCCUUGAAUCCUCCCCCAAGGACAACGCCUCCAUAUUCGUCCACUCACCCCACGCACUCAUGCUGCAGGAUGUGAAAGCGGUGGUGACUCACUCAGUCCAGAGUGGCAUACACUCUAUCGGUGGUGUGCAGGUCCUCUUCCCUCUGUUUGCACAGCUGGAUUAUUGCCAGCCCUCCAGCCACGAGCUGGACACCUCUGUCUGCUGCACUUUGCUAUCCUUUGUGAUGGAGCUCUUGAAGAACUCAGUGGCUAUGCAAGAGCAGGUCCUGGCCUGCAAAGGCUUUCUGGUCAUCGGCUACAGUUUGGAGAAGUCUUCCAAGGUGCAUGUGACGCGGCCCGUCCUGGACAUUGUGCUGGCCUUCUCCAGAUACCUUAGCAACUUGCAGAAUGGCAUCUUGCUGCUCAAGCAGCUAUGUGACCACAUUCUGUUCAACCCUGCCAUCUGGAUCCACGCCCCUGCCAAGGUGCAACUGACACUGUACACUUACCUGGCGACAGAGUUCAUCAGCACAGUGACCAUCUAUAACGCCAUUCGCAGGGUGGGCACUGUGCUUCAGGUCAUGCAUACACUGAAAUACUACUACUGGGUUAUCAACCCUCAGGACCGCAGCGGAGUCAUGCCCAAAGGCCAAGAUGGUCCAAGGCCAAACCAGAAGGAAAUCCUUUCUUUGCGAGCCUUUCUGCUUCUGUUUGUCAAACAGCUCAUAAUGAAGGAUCAUGGAGUCAAGGAAGACGAACUACAGAGUAUCCUCAACUACCUCCUUACCAUGCACGAGGAUGACAAUCUCAUGGAUGUGCUGCAGUUGUUGGUGGCUCUGAUGUCUGAACAUCCUGGGUCCAUGGUCCAGGCCUUUGACCAGCGCAAUGGGAUUCGUGUGAUUUACAAGCUUUUGGCAUCAAAAAGUGAAGGAAUAAGAGUGCAGGCACUCAAAGUGAUGGGCUACUUCCUGAGACACUUGCCACCAAAGAGGAAAUCGGAGGUUAUGCUGAGUCACGGCCUCUUCUCCCUGCUCACUGAACGCCUGAUGCUCAACUCCAACCAGUUCACCAUGACAACCUACAACGUGCUCUUUGAGAUUCUUACAGAGCAGAUCUGUACUCAAGUGAUCCAUAAACAGCAUCCGGACCCCGACUCCACUGUGAAGAUUCUCAACCCACAGAUUCUGAAGGUAAUAGCUGCUCUGCUGAAGAACUCUCCCCCAUCCCCCGAGAGCAUGGAGGUGCGCAGGGUUUUUCUGUCAGACAUGAUCAAACUGUUCAAUAACAGCCGAGAGAACCGCAGGAGCCUGCUGCAGUGCUCGGUGUGGCAGGAGUGGAUGCUCUCUCUGUGCUUCAUCAACCCGCGAAACAACGAGGAGCAGAAAAUCACGGAGAUGGUGUACGCCAUCUUCCGCAUCCUGCUCUACCACGCCAUCAAAUAUGAGUGGGGCGGCUGGCGCGUCUGGGUGGACACCCUGUCCAUCACCCACUCCAAGGUAACCUUUGAGCAGCACAAAGAGAAUCUGUCCCGCAUGUUCCGUCAGUACCAGCGGCACGAGUCUGCGGGCUCUUUCAGCACUGUCCGAACCGUCUCUGGUGCCAGCCAAAGCUCGGAGACCGCGGAAUGUGUUAAUGGGCCACCUGCAGAGGAGACCGCCCCUUCCACUGUCAUUGAGCUGACAGUGGACAAGCUGUCCCCGAAAUCCCCUGACUCAGCAUCGAGUUCCACCAUCACCUCUAGCCAACUGGAGGCUGCUGAUGAACGGGGACACACAUCCGUCACUGUGUCCAACAUCUUGGCGCAGGCUGAAGAAGAAGACCAAAAACUGGUUCAGAAGUCUUCUCCAGAUGGCUCAGGUGAUGGGAAAGAGACUGAAGAUACUGUGAUACAAAAAAUUAAUAAAGAGGGACUGAGUGAAGAAACCAACACACAGGAACCAGUGACUGAGGCUUCCACUGAGAAAACCGAUAAUCUACAAACAUCAGUUAGUGACCAGCCUGAAACGAAGGCAGCUGAAGUGGUCAAAGACUCUGCUAAAACAUCUGUGAGUGACGACACACAAACACCUGCAACAGAUGACGAAAAAUCUGAGAGUGAACAUAACAAAGGUGAAUCAUCAAACUCCAUGACAGAUGACUCUUUAAAUGAAGCAGACACAGAGCUUCCAGUGACUUCAGAGCAAGAAAGUAAGAAUGACCAAACGUCCCCCGAGACGACGUCUUGUCUGGAGAACAGUGUGCUGGGUGGAGCCUCUGUCUUCAACGAGGACUUGGUUGACGUGUCGUCUGUUAGUGACCAGAUCCACCCUAGUGAUGCUGAUGAUAGCCAAGAAGAAUCCUCUUAUGCUUCUGCUGCUGCCGGAGAGGAAGUGGAGGUAGCGGAAAAGGAGGGAGAUAAACACGAUGAAGAUGAUGAAGGCAAGAAAGAUGAAGGACAGGAGUUUAAAAAAGAAGAAGAAAAAGAUGAAAAACAAGAAGUUACAAUGGAAGAAAAAACUGAAGAGAGUGAAGAAACUGAAAGUAAACAGAUGUCUGAUUUAGAGAGUCAGAAGUUGGAAACGACUCCAGCUGCAACACCUGAACAAAACAUGACAGAACCACCAAAAGAAAUAGUUGAAGAGGAUCAGUCUUCCUCCAUCACUGAAACCGCUACUGCAGACCAGCAGCCCGCAGAUCCCACACUGCCCUCUACAGCCCAGGAGGUUGCAGCAGCGUCAGACCCCGUCUCCACCUCACCUAGCCAACCUUCGGAAACCCCUUGCACUACCGGGGAGGAAACCCUGUCCGGUGCCCCAGACAGUAGCACCGCCACCUCAAGCUCUGACACCCAGAAAAGUGCAGACGGCAAGACCAAAGAGAUCAAAAUCGCUAGACUUGACGUGUCUAAUGUGGCCUUAGACACAGAGAGGCUCGAAUUGAAGGAGACCUAUACAACAGAAACAAGCCAAGGCCAGCCAGCGGCAGCGGCAGCAGCAGCACCACCAGCAGGAGGGUCCGCAGGCCAGCCGAGAGAGAGCGGCACCUCAGCCCCUCGUUCCACCAUGUUUCGCAUCCCAGAGUUCCGCUGGUCCCACAUGCACCAACGCCUCCUCACUGACCUGCUCUUCGCUAUUGAGACAGAUGUCCAGAUGUGGAGGAGUCACUCCACAAAGACAAUUUUGGAUUUUGUGAACAGCAGUGAGAACGUCGUAUUUGUCCACAACAGUAUACACCUCAUCUCCCAGGUGGUGGACAACCUCAUCAUGGCUUGCGGAGGCAUUUUACCUCUGCUUUCUGCUGCCACCUCUUCUUCUCAUGAACUAGAGAACAUUGAACCAUCCCAAGGCCUGGCAGUGGAGGCUUCAGUCACCUUCUUACAGCGGCUCAUCAACCUCGUGGAUGUUCUCAUCUUUGCCAGCUCCCUCAACUUCUCCGAGAUAGAAGCUGAGAAAAACAUGUCGUCAGGAGGCAUCCUCCGACAGUGCCUUCGUCUUGUGUGUGCUAUGGCAGUGAGGAACUGUCUGGAGUGUCAGCAAGCCCAGUUUAAGCACAGCAAAGAAGGCUCAGCACACAGCUACACAACCAUGCCCAGUGCUGUGCUCGGAACAGCCAAGUCUGCAGCCGCUCAGAGUCCUGUUGACGCAGUGACAGGUGGAAUGUCUCCAGUCAGAGAUCUGGACCGGUUGCUCCAGGACAUGGACAUUAACCGCCUCAGGGCCGUCGUCUUCAGAGAUAUUGAGGACAGUAAGCAGGCCCAGUUUCUGGCUCUUGCUGUGGUCUAUUUCAUCUCAGUCCUCAUGGUGUCCAAGUACCGCGACAUCCUGGAGCCCCACAAUGACAAGAAACACCCUCAACGAUCCCAGUCUUCCAGGAGCACAGAUAGUGGUGCCAUUUCUGGUGGACUAGAAGUGGAAAAUGGUGUCUCUUUCCGGAGGUAUGAUUCUGGCAUCGGUGAAGACCACACCUCAACCGCAGCGAGCGAGGCAGAUCUGUCAUCCUCUGGCGUGGCUCAUGGUCCAGACGCCAUCUCAGAGGCCUUGUCUACGCUGUCGUCUGAGGUCAGACCCGCUCUUCCCGCUGAUUCAAAGGGCAAGAAUGUGAAGGACAUUCUGCGCAGCCUAGUGAGCACUCCGGCUGAUGAUAUCAUGGUGGAUCCAAGUCUUCUGCCACCAGCUUUUCUAGGAAGUGUGGGCGAUGCAGCCAGAGAAUCAUCGCUGCAGUUCCGCUCGUUUGAUAGAAGUGUCGUCGUCGCACCUAAGAAAGCGGGCAUGACGCCGUCUCCAGGCACUUCCACUCCUGUCCCAGCAGCCACUGCUGCCUCAGUGUCCGGUGGGACACCUAUUGACAGUGUCGCUGUGGUAUCUUCUGGCGACGCCUCUCAGAGCACCUCUGCAGACUCUGCAGCUGCAGGCGGCCAGGUUCCAGCCAGCGCUAGCUUGCCAUCUGUCCCCCCACUCUCCCCUGUGACCCAGCACACAGCCCCCAAUAUGAGUAUCUCAGAGCGUCUGGAACAUGCUCUGGAGAAGGCAGCUCCUCUGCUGAGAGAGAUCUUUGUGGACUUUGCCCCUUUCCUCUCUCGAACCCUGCUGGGCAGUCACGGACAAGAGCUCCUCAUCGAGGGCACCAGCCUGGUGUGUAUGAAGUCCAGCAGCUCAGUGGUGGAGCUCGUCAUGCUCCUGUGUUCACAGGAAUGGCAGAACUCCAUUCAGAAGAAUGCAGGUCUAGCCUUUAUUGAGUUGGUCAACGAAGGCAGGCUGCUGAGUCACACCAUGAAGGACCACCUAGUUCGCGUGGCUAAUGAAGCAGAAUUUAUCCUCAGCCGACAGAGAGCUGAAGACAUCCAUAAACAUGCAGAGUUUGAGUCUAACUCUGCUCAGUACGCCGCAGAGAAGCGAGAUGAAGAGAAAAUGUGUGACCACCUGAUCCGUGCAGCCAAGUACCGCGACCAUGUGACGGCCACGCAGCUCAUCCAGAAGAUAGUCAACAUUCUGACUGACAAACACGGAGCUUGGGGAAACUCUUCCAUAAGCCGACCGAGGGAGUUCUGGCGCCUGGACUACUGGGAGGACGAUUUAAGGCGGCGACGUCGCUUCAUCAGGAACCCCUUCGGAUCCACUCACUCAGAGGCUACGCUCAAAGCUGCAGCCGAACACGUGGCUGAUAUCAGUGCGUCCGAAGAGGAUAUUCUCAAAGGCAAGCAGUCCAUCAGGAGUCAGGCUCUGGGAAAUCAAAACUCUGAGAGUGAGACGUUACUCGACGGAGACGAUGACACUCUGUCAUCUUUAGAGGAAAAGGACCUGGAGAACUUAACAGGCCCGGUAAACGUGAGCACCAGUGCUCAGCUGGUGGCUCCGGCCGUGGUGGUGAAAGGCACCCUGUCCAUCACCGCCUCCGAGCUCUACUUCGAAGUGGAUGAGGACGAGCACGGCUUCAAGGCCAUCGAUCCAAAGAUUUUAGCCUAUACAGAAGGUCUUCAUGGAAAAUGGCUGUUCACAGAGAUCCGGGCUGUCUUUUCAAGGCGCUACUUACUGCAGAAUACCGCUCUGGAAAUCUUCAUGGCAAACAGAACGGCAGUCAUGUUCAACUUCCCAGACGCAGCCACGGUCAAGAAGGUGGUCCACAGUCUUCCUCGUGUUGGGGUGGGCACCAACUUCGGCCUUCCACAGACCAGACGUAUAUCUCUGGCCACACCAAAGCAGCUAUUCAAGGCAUCCAACAUGACCCAGCGCUGGCAACGUCGUGAGAUUUCCAACUUUGAGUACCUCAUCUUUCUCAACACCAUCUCUGGUCGAACCUUUAAUGAUCUAAACCAGUACCCGGUCUUCCCCUGGGUUAUCACCAACUAUGACUCAGAGGAACUUGACCUCACUCUGCCUAGCAACUUCAGAGAUCUGUCAAAGCCCAUCGGUGCUCUGAACCCCAAGAGGGCAGCAUUCUUUUCAGACCGAUAUGAGUCCUGGGAGGAUGAUCAGGUGCCGAAGUUCCACUAUGGCACCCACUAUUCCACCUCCAGCUUCACACUGAUGUGGCUACUGCGUAUCGAGCCCUUCACAACGUUCUUCCUUAACUUCCAAGGAGGGAAGUUUGACCAUGCUGACCGCACCUUCUCUUCAGUGUCCCGGGCCUGGAGAAACUGCCAGAGAGACACAUCGGAUGUUAAGGAGCUGAUUCCAGAGUUCUACUACCUCCCAGAGAUGUUUGUCAAUGCCAACACAUACAACCUGGGAGUGAUGGAGGACGGCACUGUCGUCUCUGAUGUGGAGCUGCCACCCUGGGCCAAGACACCAGAGGAGUUUGUACGCAUCAACCGCCUGGCUUUGGAGAGUGAGUUCGUGUCCUGCCAGCUCCACCAGUGGAUCGAUCUGAUCUUUGGCUACAAGCAGCAGGGACCUGAAGCCACCAGAGCUCUCAAUGUUUUCUAUUAUCUCACCUAUGAAGGGGCAGUCAACCUCAGCUCCAUCAACGACCCCAUGCUCAGAGAAGCUGUGGAGUCUCAAAUUAGGAGUUUUGGACAAACCCCCUGCCAGUUGCUCAUUGAGCCACACCCACCCCGAAGCUCAGCCAUGCAAGUGACCCCGCUGAUGUUUACGGAGCAGAUGCAGCAGGAUGUUAUCAUGGUGUUGAAGUUCCCAUCCAACUCUCCCGUGACCCACGUAGCGGCCAAUACCCAACCGGGUCUGACAUCACCUGCCAUCAUCACGGUCACUGCCAACCGCCUCUUUGCUGUCAACAAGUGGCACGGCUUGACAGGUCAUCAGAGCUCAACGGUGCAGGACCAGCAGUACCAACUUCCUGUGGAAAUUGACCCUCUGAUAGCCAGUAACGUGGGCAGUCAUCGUCGUCAAAUCUCAGACCUGCUGGACCAGAGCAUUCAGAUCAGCUCACAGUGUUUCGUCAUCACAGCCGACAACCGCUUCAUCCUUCUGUGUGGCUUCUGGGACAAGAGCUUCCGGGUCUACUCCACUGACUCAGGUAAACUGACUCAGAUAGUCUUUGGGCAUCGCGAUGUGGUGACGUGUCUGGCUCGCUCCGAAUCGUACAUCGGAGGAGACUGCUACGUCCUGUCAGGCUCCAGAGAUGCCACCCUGCUGCUCUGGUAUUGGAAUGGAAAGCACAGCAGCAUUGGAGAGAGCCCAGGCACAGAGUUUACCACACCGCGGGCCAUCUUGACAGGCCAUGACUGUGAGGUGACGUGUGCAAGUGUGUGUGCUGAGUUGGGUCUCGUCAUCAGCGGCUGCAAAGAGGGUCCUUGUCUGAUCCAUUCCAUGAAUGGGGACCUACUGCGGACCCUGGAGGGCCCGGAACGCUGCCUGCGGCCCCGCCUCAUCCAAUCCUCCACCGAGGGCCACUGCAUGAUUUACUACGACAAGGGACAGUUUUGUCUCUUCAGCGUCAACGGCAAACUGCUGGGACACAUGGAGGUGGACGACAGCAUCAAGGCCAUGCUUCUCAGUCGUGAUGGCCAGUAUCUGCUGACAGGUGGUGAUGGAGGUGUAGUAUCUGUCUGGCAGGUCCACAACCUCAAACAGCUGUUCACCUACCCUGGCUGCGACGCAGGAAUCCGCUCCAUGGCCAUGUCACAUGACCAAAGGUGCAUCAUAACUGGCAUGGCAUCUGGAAGCAUCGUCCUCUUCUACAACGACUUCAACAGAUGGCACCACGAGUACCAGACACGGUACUGAGCUGACGACAGCAACAAAACUGACUGACAUAGUUGGAUACUGAUAAAAAUCCAAACUGUUGCAAGUGUGAACUCUUCUCAACAGCACUAUUCUGUCUAUAUCCUGAUAUCCUGAAUGUAUCUCAAUGAAAGAAGAAAAAAAAAAUCUGUCCUGUAAUAGAAAAAUAAUCAAACUAUUUUUAAAAAGGGCAUUGCUAUAUUUUGUAGCUCAGAUAGAAAAUUUUCAUAUAAAUCAUAGGGUGGGGGUUAUGUUACUGUACGGUUAAAAACAAAUCUAUUUUUAGCUGUAAGAGUCUAUUUUCAUCUCCUUCGGAAAAGAAAAGAGGGAUUUGUGGGGAACUAGUCAGAAUCUUAUCUCUUGACUUAAGAAUCCAAAUAUUUGUGUACUUUAGGGUGAGUGGUUUUUGUUUGUUUUUCAGUAGGUGUGUAUGUGGGGAAUAAUUAUUAAGCUGUCAUUCACCUUUAACAUGCGUUUUGCCAUUUUGGCAACACAGCAGAUACAGUAGAUAUGAAAUGUUUCAAUAAAUAAUAAAUGUAUUGAACAGAGGGAUAAAUGAAGAGGUAAUAUACAUCUAUAUAAAUAUCUAUAUAUACUGUUUAAAUGUAGUCCUCCAUAUUUAAAAUCUCCAUUCCCUCUGUACCUCUGUGCUUGCUAAGAGAUUCUGUGCAUGGCCCACUAUUCAUGUAAAACAUAUCAGAGCAGAUCUAUCGCUUUAUCAUGUAAUACUUCACACAUCAAAACACAAAACUUCCCCGCAUCAGUGAUGUUAAUGAUGAGCUUUAUGCAGUGGAGGAUGAGAGGAGAAUCAUGUUAAGGAUUAUUCUCAUUUUACAUUUACAUUUCUCUCCUAAAUGACUGAAAUUUGAAAAUAUUUGUUUCUAAAAAUGGGAUUCCUGACCAAUACCUGUGUUGAAAAGAGUGAGUGUAUGAGAUCUGAUUGGCACAGGGUAUAUCCACACUUGUUGUUUUUUUUUUAAAACAUCACUAAAUGAAAAUCAUAUCAUAUCCAGUGUCCAAGCCAGCUUAGCGUCUUCAAAGUCCUCUUUGAGUCCUGUCUCCAAAGCAGCUAACAGCAAAGUGAGAUGUGCAAUGAAAGGAAGGACUUAUUCUUUUUCAGUCCAAGGUUCUUUCUCCUCUUCAUCGCAGCAGUCUAGAUCACAGAAUGAGUGAUUAUGCUGGGAUGUGAUUCAGCACUAAAAUGGUGAUGAAACGGUUUCCUUUGGCCCUCAGUAAAAUAAACGUCCAACUCUAACUUUUGAUUUUUGAGGAAACAUUCCUUCAAAGUUUGUGCUUUGAUGUGGUUUGAAUCUCCAGUUAUAUAAAAACUAGUGUCAUCUAUCAACCAAUAUUUUUGCAAUCAUUUUGGAGUGUUUUGUGUGCCGAGUUCUGACAAUAAAAUGGAAUUUUAUAACUUGA
This is a messenger RNA of Thunnus maccoyii (southern bluefin tuna), 10997 nucleotides long. RefSeq names its product LPS responsive beige-like anchor protein (gene lrba). The transcript is spliced from 57 exons. The coding region runs from base 696 to 9581 and encodes 2961 amino acids. Lineage: Eukaryota; Metazoa; Chordata; Actinopteri; Scombriformes; Scombridae. Gene Ontology annotation, cellular component: membrane; cytosol. Gene Ontology annotation, molecular function: protein kinase binding. The record is from RefSeq and is a predicted model, not a curated record. Gene Ontology annotation, biological process: intracellular protein localization.